CGGCUCGGGACCGGCGGGAGGACUCCCGGGCGCGGGGCGGCGGGCAUGGAGCGGUCGGAGUCGGUGGAGGCCUGGCUGGACGACCACCGCGACUUCGCCUUCUCCUACUUCGUGCGGAAAGCCUCCAGGGAGAUGGUCAACGCCUGGUUCUCUGAGCGUGUCCACGCCAUCCCCGUCGGCAAGGAGGGCGCCCGCGGCCGCGCCGAGUCCUGCCCGAGCCCCCCGCAGCCCGGCCCCCGCGUGGAGGCCGGCGCCCCGGGCACCCCCGCCCGCAAGAUCUCCGCCUCCGAGUUCGACCGGCCGCUGCGGCCCAUCGUGGUCAAGGACGCGGAGGGCGCCGUCAGCUUCCUCUCAGACGCGGACCAGCAGCAGCAGAUGCCGCUCCCGGCCCGCCGCUUCGAGCGCGGCGGCGACGGGGACCGGUGCGCCCGGCUGCUGGAGCUGGUGAAGGACAUCUCCAGCCACCUGGACGUGGCCGCUCUCUGCCACAAGAUCUUCCUGCACAUCCACGGCCUCAUCGCCGCCGACCGCUACUCGCUCUUCCUGGUGUGCGAGGACAGCUCCAACGACAAGUUCCUGGUCAGCCGCCUCUUCGACGUGGCCGAGGGCUCCACGCUGGAGCAGGCGUCCAGCAGCUGCAUCCGCCUCGAGUGGAACAAGGGCAUCGUGGGCCACGUGGCCGCCUGCGGCGAGCCGCUCAACAUCAAGGACGCCUACGAGGACCCUCGCUUCAACGCGGAAGUGGACCAGAUCACGGGCUACCGGACGCAGAGCAUCCUCUGCAUGCCGAUCAAGAACCACCGGGAGGAGGUGGUGGGCGUCGCCCAGGCUAUCAACAAGAAGUCGGGAGACGGCGGGACGUUCACCGAGAAAGAUGAGAAGGACUUCGCUGCGUACUUGGCGUUCUGUGGCAUCGUCCUGCACAACGCACAGCUCUACGAGACGUCGCUGCUGGAGAACAAGAGGAACCAGGUGCUGCUGGACCUGGCCAGCCUGAUCUUCGAGGAGCAGCAGUCCCUGGAGGUCAUCCUGAAGAAGAUCGCCGCCACCAUCAUCUCCUUCAUGCAGGUGCAGAAGUGCACCAUCUUCAUCGUGGACGAAGACUGCGCCGACGCCUUUUCCAGCGUGUUCCACAUGGAGCGGGAGGAACUGGAGCGAGCGCCCGGCGCGGGAACAAGGGAGCGGGACGGCGGCCCGGUCAACUACAUGUUCGCGCAGUACGUCGCCCGCACCAUGGAGGCGCUCAGCAUCCCGGACGUCAGCAAGGACCAGAGGUUCCCCUGGGCGAAUGAAGGCGUGGGGGGCGUAAGCCAGCAGGGCAUUCGGAGUUUGCUUUGUACGCCCAUCAAAAAUGGGAAGAAGAACAAAGUCAUCGGGGUGUGCCAGCUGGUGAACAAGAUGGAGGAGAGCACCGGCAAGGUGAAGCCGUUCAACCGGAACGACGAGCAGUUCCUGGAGGCCUUCGUCAUCUUCUGCGGCCUGGGCAUCCAGAACACGCAGAUGUACGAGGCAGUGGAGCGCGCCAUGGCCAAGCAGAUGGUCACCCUGGAGGUCCUGUCCUAUCACGCCUCAGCCGCCGAGGAGGAGACCCGGGAGCUGCAGGCCUUAGCGGCGGCCGUGGUGCCCUCCGCCCAGAGCCUGCGCAUCACCGACUUCGGCUUCAGCGACUUCGAGCUGUCGGACCUGGAAACGGCGCUGUGCACCAUCCGGAUGUUCACUGACCUCAACCUGGUGCAGAACUUUCAGAUGAAGCACGAGGUCCUCUGCCGCUGGAUCCUGAGCGUGAAGAAGAAUUACCGGAAAAACGUGGCCUACCACAACUGGCGGCACGCCUUCAACACAGCACAGUGCAUGUUCGCCGCCCUGAAGGCGGGCAAGAUCCAGAGCAAGCUGUCGGACCUGGAGGUGCUGGCCCUGCUGGUCGCCGCCCUGAGCCACGACUUGGACCACCGCGGCGUGAACAACUCCUACAUCCAGCGGAGCGAGCACCCACUGGCCCAGCUGUACUGCCACUCGACCCUGGAGCACCACCACUUUGACCAGUGCCUGAUGGUCCUCAACAGCCCGGGGAACCAGAUCCUCAGCGGGCUCUCCAUCGAGGAGUAUAAGACUGCGCUGAAGAUCAUCAAGCAGGCCAUCCUGGCCACAGACCUGGCGCUGUACAUCAAGAGACGGGGAGAGUUUUUUGAACUUAUAAGAAAAAAACAGUUCAACCUGGGAGACCCACACCAGAAGGAGCUGUUUCUGGCGAUGUUGAUGACGGCGUGCGACCUCUCUGCCAUCACGAAACCCUGGCCCAUUCAGCAACGGAUCGCAGAGCUGGUGGCGGCGGAGUUCUUUGACCAAGGAGACAAAGAGAGGAGGGAGCUCAACAUAGAACCCAUGGACCUGAUGAACAGGGAGAAGAAGAACAAGAUCCCCAGCAUGCAGGUCGGCUUCAUCGACGCCAUCUGCCUGCAGCUGUAUGAGGCGCUGGCGUGCGUGUCCCCCGACUGCUCCCCGCUGCUGGACGGCUGCAGGCACAACAGGCAGAAGUGGCAGGCGCUAGCCGAGCAGCAGGAUGCGCUGGUCAACGGGGCCAGCGGCUCCGCCCCGCGCAGCUGACCGCCUGGGCCCUGGGCGGGAUGUCAUGACCUCGGCCUGCCCGGCCGGCCUGGACACAGCCCCCUGCCUGUGCCCUCCCCACGCUGUCCCGGUGUGUGUGCACAGCUUCUGAGAGCACCGCAGACUGUGUGCGGGGUGUCCUACUGUGUGUGUGUUGCCCACUGAGCUGAGGCUCCCCUGAGGCUCUGCACGGACUCCACCCCCCACUGCAGGUCCACGCAAGAAUCGGUGCUGAAAGCGUGGGCUGUUUGGCUUGGGAAUUUUAAGUAAUUGGUUUUAUGGUUUUGGGAUUGCUGACCUUUCGAGAAUGUUUGGAAUCUUUUCUUUCUCAAAAAUAGGCCCCGAGCAAAUGGAAUAUAUUUCGUGGCACGUGAAACCUGCAUAAGGUUGAGAAAAAUCGGGGCUGCGUGGAUGAGAAGGGGGGAGGGGGAGAUUUGUCAGCAAUGUGUGAUGUUAAAACACUGAACACUCCCAGACCAGCGGGAGGUGCUGCCAGGCGGGGUUGUAAAGCAAAGGUGCCCUCUCACUGACGAUCACUGGUCUGAUCACCAGACCAUGUGACCCAGGAACGCCACGGCCACCGGUUCUGUCCCUUCUCUGUGUGACCUCCGUUCGCCUUACAGCAGGCGGCGUGCACCUCGGUGGGAAGUCAGGAACCGAGUGGCGAUCGGAGCCCAGAGCUGACGGGAGCGGUGGCUGCAGAUAAGAACGCGCAGCCGAAGGCCCUCUGGAUGGACGUGGGGCAGCAGGAACCACUCCGCCAAAGGAGGUCACCAGGCUGCUGGUGGCGGCAUCGCCCAGCAUGGCCUGGAGGACAGCCCGCCCGGGUGGCAGAGUGGGCACGUGCCCUGCACCCUGGCCCCGGGCGGAGCUGUGUCCACGCCUUAGCUUCCAGGCCACGUGGGGAGUGUGAACGUUUUAGAAUCUGAGCUCCACGCGCAGCGUGUGCUCCUGUCCUGGAGACGCAGGGCGGGGCAGGCGCUGCUUCUGGGAAGACAGUCUGCUCCAAACCCGUGCAAAUGUCUGCACUGAGCAGGAAGAGAGGUAUUUGCUGGGUUUGUUACCUCCCCCUCCCCCAAACAACACCAAGUUUCUGUCACUGUUUUGGGGGGGAAAUCUCCUUGGGGUGGGGGGUGGGGGCGGUAACAGCAUUAGCAAAGCUUUCGUGAAACAAGGUUCCCUUGUGUAGCAUUUUCCUCCAAACUGCCUAACACUCGACAUGUGAAGUUUCCUGUCUGUGCACUUUGAGCUAAUGCCUCUGCAUUCUUGCCACUCAGGUAAAAAUAAAAAUAAAGGGGGGGGGGGGGGGGUGUCUUACGGCCAUUCCUCUGUGGGAAAGGCCAGUCUGCAAGUUACAGACUGUGUGGUGCCGUGUGUGUGGUUGUCAUGACACUGGUAUGUUCGGGAUGUCACCCCAUUCCUAUUUCAUGUCAUAUAGAUGAGUGAGGAGCCUCUUUGGGGGCACAAGGGUGUCUGUCCCAGGCUGCCCCUGAAUCACGCCCCUGUGCCCUGUGCACACGCAUGUGCACGCGUGUUCCUCCGUGUGGAACACUGUCUGAAGUGGCAUCUCUAAUAGCCCCCUGUCACCGUGCACCGUGACCAGGCCUCCAUCUGCGUCACAGCUUCCGUUCCGACCCGCACACGCCUCUGAGCCUGUGAAAGCCCCGCAGAGCCGUCUGUGCGGGCGUGAGGGCCAUUGAACAGGCACAGAAGUAACUUAGGUCAGAAGCCCCUCGGUUUGCCCUCAGACCGGUCGGUCUCACUUCACGUGCUUAGCAGUUAGAAGGGGCGCUGCCCUGCCUGGCGCUUCAGCCCCCACAGAAGGACCCUCCUCAGAGCUGCUUCCAACCGUUUAACUUUAGGAAAAUCAUUCCGUUCGUGGACUCCUAUUGGUAUGUGGCACCAAGUUUCCAUUCUUGCGUGACUGUUUGCUCUCCUGCCGCUUCCUAGUGGGAAAUGGGGGGUGUACAGUCUGUGGUGGGGAAAACAGUGCAGCAGUGAGUAAGCAGCACGAAAGAGCAAGCUGCUUCCUGUGCUCACAGCGGUCCCCCCACUCAGCAGCCCCCACCGCCCCGUGUGCCGCCGCCGCCUCCCUGUGUCCCCCACAUGGCGGCCCGCUCUGCCCGGAGAAGGGCGCUGUGGUUUUGGCUGAGCACCAUGAGGCCGGGACUUCACUCCAUUUCCAGCCCCAGCCCCCUCCUCUCAGGCGUUAAAACCCUGUGACCGUGGCUGCAUCCUGUGAGUCCGGGGGCCACAGCCUCUGUCCCGGCCGGGGAACGGGGCGCUGUGUCCGGGCGAAGCCGUGUCCCCGAGGGGACAUCACAGGCGGCGGCUGUCCCCCGGCGCCCAGGCCACUGCCGCCUGGGACCCGCGGCCACGGAGCUGUGGCCCCACGUGCGGCCCCUCAGACACGCCUCACUGGCUCCCAUGCAGAGGCUGGUGAGCGGCCCUGCUCCUGAUUCCAGAAGGUUCCUGACGCCCUGCUGGCCGCGGGCGCGUGGGAACCCGCCGGACUGCGGCUCCGAGGGGACGGCCAGCAGCGAGGGACGUGCCGUGUCCCGCUCUGAGCACGCGUGACAGCCCUGGGAUGUCACGUCCCCUGCGUUUUUCACCGUCCGUGCUCCGCAGACUUCACAUCCCACAGCAAUGCUGCUGCUCCGUCCUGAGGUCGCUGGCGACAAGAGGAGGACACCCUGGCUCUGCCAUGGCCUCCGAGUGCCCGCGGCCACCGGGCAUCUCCACCGCCCGGCCCGCCUGGCCCCGCCGCGCACCAGGCGCUCCCGGCCCCUGGGCGGCGCUGGUGAGCCCGCUCAGCGCUGAGCCUGCGUGUGGCCAUGGGACCCAGGCACGUGUGCCACGUGUGUUUUCAUCGGUAACGUGUGGUGGCGCAGCUUUCCAAGGAGCUCCUCGCCCACCCCCUCGGGGACCUGGUGGGACACCUGUCUUCCUGCGGACGGUUGCCACCAGAGCGCCCGCCGGGCCCAGUCGCCGCCGCCUGGCCACGGGCGGGUGCGGCUGCUGCGGGAGCGGCAGGGAGGGUGGCGCUCACGCCGUCUGCACCCCCUCCUGAGGCCUGUGGACGCGUCCGGGUGAAUCUGUGGAAAGCCGUGGAAAUCUUGAAAAUAGAAAUUUCUAUUCCAGGUUAAGACAAGAAAACCUUAUGAGUCCUCACUAGCCACUGUUCAUAUCUAUUUGUAUUCUUAUACCUUUUCAGCAUAUUUGAACAAAUAUAUAGUUUCUGGCACUAUUUUUGUACUAGGAUAACGGAGGUCCUAUGUAUAUUGUGUUAGCAUUUGAAUAAUUGUGGGUGUUGAUUUCUCGUCUUACCCCACCCCCACCGCGAGAAGCAUGUCAGAGACAGGUCCCUGUGAAGGAACUCACGGGGACCACCCCCCACAAGGACCAGCCCUACAAGCCUCUGUCAGGGUGGCCCCAGAGGGCAGGCUCAUUGCUGCCCGGUGUCUCCGGUGCUGCCACGCUUUGUAAAAAUAAAAGGCAGAAUGAG
Molecule: messenger RNA, 6109 nt
Organism: Pipistrellus kuhlii (Kuhl's pipistrelle)
Lineage: Eukaryota; Metazoa; Chordata; Mammalia; Chiroptera; Vespertilionidae
Gene: PDE5A
Product: phosphodiesterase 5A
Exons: 21
Coding region: 46-2604 (852 amino acids)
Biological process (GO): signal transduction
Molecular function (GO): protein binding; 3',5'-cyclic-GMP phosphodiesterase activity
Source: RefSeq, a predicted model, not a curated record